Messenger RNA from Chilo suppressalis (striped riceborer), 732 nucleotides. The record is from the annotation of a GenBank genome assembly. Lineage: Eukaryota; Metazoa; Arthropoda; Insecta; Lepidoptera; Crambidae.
AUGGGUGCGGGGAAAUUGAGAGGGUGCGGAGAAUUAAAAGCGCUUCGACAGGCUUUCUCAGAGAGGUCAAAGCGACAGGAAAAGUCCACAGAAGAAAGGACGGCUACUGCGACUCCAGAAUUCACCCCUACGGAUGAUUCAAUGGAAUUGCUAAAGCAGUUUAUUCUCAACACCGUAGGAACUAUGCUUAAUACUCGCCUGGAGAGCUUAGAGGCUAGACUUCCUCCAGCUGAAAGACUGCGGCCACCGCUUGCAUCUGAUGUAAGAAGAGAGGCACCAAGUACAUCAACAGCUAUCCGGAAUACGACACAACAGGUGUCCACAGAGGAAUCCCGGUUGGCUCCCAUCGAGAGGUCCCCAGAAGCUUGGACAACCGUGGCGAAGAAGAAGAAGAAUUGUCCUCAACUUCUCCCUUCCUCUCAAAAAGUCAAAGUGAUUCCGGCACCGCCUACUACGUCGGUGCUCGAGUCCUCAAAGUCACAGACUAAACAGCCUGCGAAAAAAAUGGAGCAGAAGAGAAAGCUAACUGCACCUCGUACUACUGCGGUUGUAGUUACUAUCACGCCGGAGGCUGAAAAGGAGGGGCUUACUUACGCGCAAGCUAUAAGGAAGGCCAAGAAUGUGGUCCAGCUCGAGGACCUCGACAUAGAGGGUGUACAAUUUAGGCAUAAAGCCACGAGGGCACGCAUCAUCCAAGUGCCUGGCGCUACCAGUGGCCUUCUUCCCACAUAA